Brachypodium distachyon (stiff brome) is the source of this 3790-nucleotide messenger RNA. RefSeq names its product nodulin homeobox. The transcript has 14 exons. Gene Ontology annotation, molecular function: single-stranded DNA binding. Gene Ontology annotation, biological process: flower development. The coding region runs from base 1169 to 3415 and encodes 748 amino acids. The record is from RefSeq and is a predicted model, not a curated record. Lineage: Eukaryota; Viridiplantae; Streptophyta; Magnoliopsida; Poales; Poaceae.
GUGGCAUGCGCUUUUUGCAUAGUUUAUCUGAGCUAGCAACUCGUCACACUAGGCUGGAGCAGGUUCUGGAUGAUGUGAAAUUAUCUGUACAAGUCGUUGACCUAAUAUUCUUUGUGUUAUCCAUUCUUUCCAACUCGAAGAAGCUGUUGUUUUAAAUUAGGAAAAUCAUCUUGGUGCUUCUCCCUUUAUACAUUCAUCACUUGUAGCAGCAAGUCUUCAUCUGUUGACAAGCUACUUUCCAUCUCAGUACAAUGAACUUGUUUCUAUUCUACUUGCACAUCCGGAGGUAACACAACUGGUGAUUUAGUGACUAUUUAAUUCCAUGGCUCGAUCCUGAAGAAGCUGUGAACUAAAAGCAUUGAAGUAACCUCCAGAUUUGUUUCAGAUUUUAUUGUAGAUCUGGCCCCUAUUUUGUAUUGCUUUUGGUUUCUGAACUUCCGGAUUUUAUCGGUUUUCAUCCUCAGUCCUCACACUACCAGCUUUUGUUUAUAACAUAUUGUGCAAUGUUAACUUUAUUCUUAGGGUUCUAAUCAAAAUUCUUUUCAGUUAUUCUGGUGAUUUGUGGUUCAAUCAGAUCAGUAACAAACUAACAACUGACUACUGUAGCUGCCAGGCUAACCUGAAUGGGAAUUUGCAGUAUCUUUAUUAAUCUUUAAAAUGUGUUCAAUUCUUUGGUUGCUCUAUUGUCAUUAGAGGCUUGUAUCUGUGGCAUCAUCUUAUGAUAUCAUAAGAUAUCAUGUUAGCAUAUUACUUUCUUCAGUUAUUCUACUGUUUUAUGUAAACCCUAGCUGGCAACAAAGUUUUGUUGACUAUUGCCCAUUGUAUGUCUAUCCCACUGUAUGUUUUUAUGUGAUGUGAUAGUAAUUAUUUGAAUCAUGUUUCUUGUAUAUAUACUCCCUCCGUUCCAUAAUUCUUGUCUAAAAUUUGCCCAAAAAUGAAUGUAUCUAUUCCUAAAAAGUGUCUAGAUACAUGUAAUAUUUCGACAAGAAUUAUGGAACGGAGGGAGUAUGUCACUUAGAAAGAUCGUUCAGAAAAAGAAACAUACAAACACCUUCCUUCUCCUAGUUGGUUUCUUUGUGUGCUCCCUGGCUCACUAUGGCAUCCUUUGAAAUGAAUGUUAUGUCAGCAGUUAGCACUUCGUGUUCAUUAUUCAUCUCUGUAAUAUCCAAUGUUUCAUGGUCAGGUUGAUAUCUUUAUGGAUUUGGCCUUUGAUAGUCUGCAUGAAGAUAUGAGGUUAUUGAGUCGCAGGCUAUCAACAUUUGGCACCGAUGCCUUUCCUGUUGGUCCUUUAGAGUCACAACUCACCCACUUCAUCUGCCAACAGUGCGAAACAUCAUUGCAAUUGCUUUUGUUGCUAUGCCAGCAGAAGUUAUUUCGAGAUCGUAUUUUAGAAAACAAGGAUCUCUGUAGAAAUGGACGUAUACUGUCACUCUCUCUAACUAUAUUGAAGUUAGGUGUUCCGGAAUGUCUGAAGGGAUCCGCUCAUAUUGCUUCUUCCAUUUCCAGACUGAAGGCAAAAGUCCUUUCUAUUGUUGUACAACUUUGUGAAGCUGAGGGUAUUUCUUACCUUGAUGAAGUUGCCACUUUACCAAAGAGCAUGCAACUAGGGCAAACCUUCGCACUAAAAGUUCUUGAUUUGCUGAAAACUGCAUUUGGAAGAAAAGAAAAAUCUGUGGCUGGUUCUCAUGACAAGAGUUACCCCAUGGGUUCUGUGCUUAUCAGUGCGUUACGUCUUGUUGAUGUAUUUUCUGACGAUUCAAACUUCAGAUCGUCCUUCAUAAAUAAUACUAUUCCCUUUCUGACCCAAAUUCUGGCUAGUCCUCAUGAUGAGUUUGUCUCAAGUUGGUGCUCUGUUAAUAUGCUAGUGACGGAAGAUGAUGCUAAUCUAGAAUAUGAUCCAUUUGGUGCAGCUGAGCUGGCACUGUUAGCUGCUUCCAAUAUGUUAACUGAAGCUAAAGCUAACUAUUUAUGCCCUUUGCGCAUUAUCAAUACUGCAAUACCAUAUGCCCAGAGAAGAACGUCAUGUGUGGUGAAAAUAAUAGCAAAUUUGCAUGUCUUUGUUCCAAACAUAUGUGAAGAGCAAGAAAGAGACCUUUUUCUUCACAAAUUUCAGAAUUACUUGUUAUCAGAGAGUCCUAGGCCAUCAUUGGACAAUCCAGCAUCUGAUGAGGCCAGUGCAGUCUGUAGAAACUUGGGAUCUUUGUCCCAUUAUGCUAAAUCAUUAAUUCCUAAUAAACUGUUAAAUGAGGACGAUGUGCAUUUAUUAAGUGAGUUUGCUUGUAAGUUACAAACAUGGUGUAAAUCAGUAGCUGGACUGAGAACAUUGCAGGUGGCAAACAGUGAUACAUCAUCACAAAUCAAGGAAGACUUGCAACGGGUGCAGCAGCCACUACAAACAAGGGCUAAUGAUGUGCAGACCAUGGAAGAGUCGGUGCCAACACCGUACAUGAAUCAUGAGGGAAAUGCUAGGGAUGAGACUCCAAGAAACCGCGCCAGUAUAAAUUGUGGGCUCCUGCAGAAUUCAGUUGGUCAAAACCUAAUUCAUCUUGGUGUUGCGAGAACAACUAGCACAGGCUAUACGGGUGUCAGUACUGCUACUAGUACAGAACUCCAGCACGGUAGAAGUGUGGAUCAUUUCAAAACACCAGAACAUAUAAAAGGAAGUGGUCUCCAGGACGACGAUGAGAGGCAACGUAGGAGAAAGAAGCGAACCAUUAUGAAUGAUGGACAAAUAAAUGAAAUUGAGAAUGCUCUAGUUGGUGAGCCUGAGAUGCACAGGAAUGCGACUUUGCUUCAGGCAUGGGCAGAGAAGUUGAGCGGGCAGGGUUCGGAGAUAACAUCAUCACAACUAAAGAAUUGGCUAAACAACAGAAAAGCUAAGCUUGCUCGUAUCGCGAAAGAAAGAGUACCAUCUGAGGGUGAGAAUGCUGAUAAGCCAUCCACACCAGCUACUUCUCACUUUGGUGACUCCUCAGAAAGUGCGGGUGAGGAGAGCUAUUUUCCACCUCCAAGGGUGAUGAAUGCCCUAGGCAUAUCAAAGGGCAAUGGUCUGCUAAAUCCAGGCACCAAUGAUACAACUACGCAGUCAGAGUUCAACCAAAACAUCAUGACGACCCGCCCUUUUACAAGAUCAUAUUCACUUGAGCCUGGGCGUCCAGUUUUGUUGAUUGACAAUGAAGGGAACGAAAUUGGAAGGGGGGAGAUCUUUCAAGUCGAAGGCAUGGCACAAGGGAGGAGUCUAACAGAGAGUCGCAUCUGUAUUAUUGAUAUCACUGAGCUUAAGAUUGAGAAAUGGAGGGAGCUUCCUCACCCCUCCGAGGCAUCUGGAAGAACGUUCCAAGAGGCAGAAUCGAGGCAUGGUGGCGUGAUGAGGGUGGCGUGGGAUGUUAUCAGGAUUGCUCCUGUGGUGCUGUAAGUCCCGUUCUUUUUGCAGCUUGUAGUAAGGCCGCCCUCCCAUGUUGGCAUCGAGAAAGUACAGAGUAGAGAGAACUUACAAUCUAGGAUCUGAAGCCAUGAUCAGCUCCUAUGGCAAAUGAGCUGCUCAAGUAACUUGCAUUUUGCAAAACCUUUUGAGUAUCAUAUGUUGUAUCAAUGCACCCAAUGCGGUGCAUGUUUGGAAGGAAAUACACCCUCUCAGGUUAUCAGUUCUGCUAUAUCUGUCCAUUGUUCAUCACAACGACUUCAAUCUUACAAUGUUGCCUUUACAAACAUAUGUGUAUGUCUGUUAGCUGACAUGCGUACUGUUCAUUACAAACAAGAGAAUUCCAUUGAGCUGGGUCCAGUUCAGAAA